GGAAAUGGAACUACAGUACAUAAAAGUUUUGAGGACCCUUGCACGGCCACUGUCCAAUGCGCAGAGUUGUUUUUAUACAUUUUAAAUAAUUUGUAUCUGUGCAAAAUGGGUCGCAAGGUUACAUUAGCGACUUGCUCCUUGAAUCAGUGGGCGCUUGAUUUUGAAGGCAACUUGACAAGAAUACUUAAAAGUAUAGAGAUAGCUAAACAGAAAGGAGCCAAAUACAGACUGGGACCCGAGCUGGAAAUCUGUGGGUACGGCUGUGCAGAUCAUUUCUACGAGUCAGACACCCUGCUCCACUGUUUCCAGGUCCUGAAGUCGCUCUUGGAGUCUCCUUUGACCCAAGACAUCAUCUGUGAUGUGGGAAUGCCUGUUAUGCAUCACAACGUUCGAUACAACUGCAGAGUCAUUUUCUUGAACAAAAAUAUACUGUUAAUUCGUCCUAAAAUGCUUUUGGCUAAUUAUGGCAACAACAGGGAAUUCCGAUGGUUUUCACCUUGGAGUCGUCCCAGACAUGUUGAGGAAUACUUUUUACCCAGAAUGAUCCAAGACGUGACAGGGCAGACCACAGUGCCAUUUGGAGAUGGGGUGCUGUCCACCAAAGACACCUGCUUAGGGAGCGAGAUCUGUGCCGAGCUGUGGAACCCCAGGAGUCCACACGUUGACAUGGGUUUAGAUGGUAUUGAGAUCUUCACCAAUUCCUCCGCGAGCUACCAUGAGCUGCGCAAGGCUGACCACAGGGUGAACUUGAUCAAAUCUGCCACCACUAAGAGUGGAGGGAUCUAUCUGUUUGCCAAUCAGAAGGGCUGUGAUGGAGACCGUCUGUACUACGACGGCUGUGCUAUGAUUGCCAUCAAUGGAGAUAUCGUUGCCAGAGGAGCGCAGUUCUCACUCGAGGACGUAGAGGUUGUCACGGCCACUCUUGAUCUGGAAGACGUUCGAAGCUAUCGAGGAGAGAGGUGUCACCCACACAUGGAAUACGAGCACAAACCUUAUGAGAGGAUCAAGGCAGACUUCUCUCUGUCUGACUGUGGUGACAGGUGUCUGCCCACUCAUCAGCCCGUGGAGUGGGUUUUCCACACCCCUGAAGAAGAGAUCAGUCUUGGUCCUGCCUGUUGGUUAUGGGACUACUUAAGGAGGAGUGGACAGGCUGGUUUCCUUCUUCCUCUUAGCGGUGGUGUGGAUAGUUCGUCCACUGCCUGUAUUGUGUACUCCAUGUGUGUGCAAAUCUGCCAAGCUGUUAAAGAUGGCAAUGCUCAGGUGCUGGAGGAUGUGCAGCGGGUGGUCAGUGAUUCGUCCUACAGGCCCGAGGACCCACGUGAGCUGUGUGGACGCCUCUUUACCACAUGCUACAUGGCUAGUGAAAACUCCUCUGAGGACACCCGCGUCCGAGCCAAAGACCUCGCUGCUCAGAUCGGCAGCAAUCACCUAAAUAUCAAUAUUGACAUGGCAGUAAAAGGCAUGCUAGGAAUCUUCUCUAUGGUCACAGGGAAGUGGCCUCAGUUUCGUGCUAAUGGAGGAAGUGCCAGAGAAAACCUGGCACUGCAGAACGUCCAGGCUCGUAUCAGGAUGAUUCUGGCAUACCUCUUUGCCCAGCUGUGUCUGUGGGCCCAGGGGAAACCUGGUGGUCUCUUAGUUCUUGGUUCAGCAAACGUGGAUGAGAGCUUGACUGGAUACUUCACAAAGUAUGACUGCUCUAGUGCCGAUAUCAAUCCCAUUGGAGGCGUUAGUAAGAUGGACCUCAAGUGCUUUUUGCAGCAUUGUGUAAGACGCUUCCAGCUCACUGCCCUCAUAAGCAUUUUGGAUGCUCCACCAACUGCAGAGCUUGAGCCGCUGACCGAUGGAAAGAUCGUCCAGACAGAUGAGGCUGACAUGGGAAUGACCUACUCAGAGCUGUCUGCGAUUGGCAGACUCAGGAAGAUCUCCAAGUGUGGCCCGUACAGCAUGUUUUGCAAGCUGAUCCACUCAUGGAAAGAGACCUUCUCUCCCUCGCAGGUGGCUGCUAAAGUGAAACAUUUCUUUAGGAUGUACUCAAUCAACAGACAUAAGAUGACAACAGUCACCCCCUCUUAUCAUGCUGAAAACUACAGUCCAGAUGAUAACCGUUUUGACCUCCGUCCUUUCCUUUACAACACGCAAUGGACCUGGCAAUUCCGCUGCAUCGACAGUGAGGUGGCUGUGAUGGAGUGAUGUGAGAGGUGUAUGCACAACUAUCAGAAGACAUUGGUCCGUGUUCCAAAGAUUCGUCUCGGCCGCUGAUGUUAUAGUGAGCGCUCAGCGAUUCUCUGCAACUCGUUCUAGUUAUUGUUUUUCUUAGGAUGCAUAAAUCCUAAAUAAUGUCUUCAGUUGUGUUGGCAUUAUAAUGCAAAUAAUCAGGUUUGUAAUUAUCGAUGUUGUGCAUUGUUCAUACGCAUUUUUUCAUAAUUUGCCAAGAAACAACCACAUAUGCCCAGAUCAGUUCAAAUGUGUAACGUAAAAUGACUCUAUGCCCUAUGAAAUUAAAUGACUGCAGCAUGUUUCAACAAUACAGGCAUGCCAGUGCAGUAACAGUGA
Molecule: messenger RNA, 2553 nt
Organism: Puntigrus tetrazona (Sumatra barb)
Lineage: Eukaryota; Metazoa; Chordata; Actinopteri; Cypriniformes; Cyprinidae
Gene: nadsyn1
Product: NAD synthetase 1
Exons: 21
Coding region: 106-2190 (694 amino acids)
Biological process (GO): NAD+ biosynthetic process
Cellular component (GO): cytoplasm
Molecular function (GO): NAD+ synthase (glutamine-hydrolyzing) activity; ATP binding; glutaminase activity
Source: RefSeq, a predicted model, not a curated record